AUGAGUCAACCAGAACCAGAACUCAAGAAGGAGGUCAUUUUGAAAAAAGAAGAGAGUAGUCCAACGCCAAGUUCCAGCACUGCAUCUCCAUCAAAACCCAAGCCAAAACCACAACAAAAAGAACUGGAAUGGCAAACAAUUCCUUUAAAAUCAUGUACAAAAGAGGAAGUUGAUGAUAUACGUUUUCAUAUUAUGAAAUUUGCAACGAAACAAGAUGUUGAUAUAAUAAAAGAUUUUACAAAACCUGUUAGACUACACAGAAAGGAUCCCCGAAAUAUGCAAUUUCAUUUAACUCGACAAGAAUUGGAGCAACGAAAAAAGGAGCAAGAAUUGGCCAAAUUAGAAAGAUUAAGAGAACAAGAAGCAGAAGGAAAUCCAGAUGCAGUAGCCGCUGAGGAAGCCAGAAAGAAAAAGGAAGCGAUAGCUGCAAAAAUAGCACCUGAGAAACCAACCGACAAGAACCAGAAGGACUUAUCACAAGUUGCUCCGGAUGGAGGUGCUAGAAAGAAUCGUAAGAAUGUAUUUAAACGAAAAACUAGACAAAUCAAUCUUAUGGAUGAAGCCAAGAGGAAAUUAAGAUACGAGGAACAUUAUCCAUGGGUUAUUGAAGAUUAUGAUGGGAAGAAUGUUUAUGUUGGGAAUUAUGAAGCAGGAUCAACUGAGCAGCAACAUGUUUUAUUUGUUUUUGAUAAAGAUGGAUUUAAAAUGAUUCCAGCAGAAAAAGUUUAUCGAUUCACACCAAGAAAUAGAUAUGCAACUUUGACAUUAGAAGAGGCUGAAGCGAAAAUGGAAAGAAACUCAACUGUACCUAGAUGGUUAAUGAAACACAUGGAGGAUAAAUCCAUUUCUGAAGGUACUCCUGAUCAAAGAUUUAGAUAUAAUUCACCUGCCAUGAAUGGAAGUAUAAUUGCAAAUCACACCAGCGGAAGAGGAAGAAUGAGAACUGUCUUAGGUGGAAGUGGUUCAGGAAAUGAUAGAGAUUCUGAUCAUGAUGAUUUGGAUUUUGAAGAGGAAUUUGCUGAUGAUGAGGAAGCACCAAUUAUGGAUGGAGAUGAAGAAGAAAAUAAGUUAUCAGAAAGAAAGAUCAAAAAAGAAAUGUUGAAAGCAGCUCAUUUUGAUGGACAGCUGGAUGCAGAAGGAGAUGAUGAUGAUUUGGAUGAUUUGUUUGAAAUUGAAAAGGCCAGAAAAGUGGACAAAGCAGGUAAGAAAUUGAGAAAAGUUUUGAACAAGAGAGAAGGUGCAGUUUAUGAUAGUGAUGAUGAAGAUGUUUUAGUUCCAUAUGUUUCCAAAUCAGAUUUGGAGAGUGAUGAAGAAAGUGAGGAAGAAGUUACACUUAAGAAAGAACCAGGAUUAGAAGGGGAUUCCGAAGCUACCAAGCCACAAAGACCAAGAGAAGUGUUUGUAAAGAGCACUGGUGAUGGGUUUGUUGUUGUUAAGGCACCGCAAACAUUCUUAUCUACUAUGCCACCUGGCGACUGGAAUCCAAAUGGUCGUAAACGUCCGUCUCCAGAAGUUGCAUCACCAAGGAAGAAGAUCAAAUUGGACGAUACUAAAAUCAAGAAAGAAAAAUCAGCCUCACCUGUACCAAAAGCUAAGAGCCCAUCUCCUUCAGCUGCUGCAGGUAACGCAUCAACUAAUGGUGUCAUUGAUUUGAAUAAUGCUGGACCAGAUAAUCUUUUGGUUACUGUUAAUGAUGUUUUGGAUAAAAUCCGUGAUCAUCCAUUGACAACUAAAGAAUUACUUGUUGGAUUGAAGAGUAGAGUUAGUGCCCAUCCAGAAAACAAACAAAGAAUUAUCAGCAUUGUUAAACAAAACUUGAGAUUGGUUGAUGGGAAGUUGGUUCUCAAAGAAUAA
Molecule: messenger RNA, 1854 nt
Organism: Candida tropicalis MYA-3404
Lineage: Eukaryota; Fungi; Ascomycota; Pichiomycetes; Serinales; Debaryomycetaceae
Gene: TFG1
Product: transcription factor IIF subunit
Exons: 1
Coding region: 1-1854 (617 amino acids)
Biological process (GO): transcription initiation at RNA polymerase II promoter; positive regulation of transcription elongation by RNA polymerase II
Cellular component (GO): nucleus; transcription factor TFIIF complex
Molecular function (GO): RNA polymerase II general transcription initiation factor activity; DNA binding; TFIIF-class transcription factor complex binding
Source: RefSeq, a predicted model, not a curated record